AUCUUUCUGCAGCUUGGGUUAACCGGACACUUUCCACAGAAUCUGAUUCUUGACAUCAUCAGACUUACAAAUUAUCUAACUACAUUCUUUGAGGAAAACGGUCACUGUCCCGAGAGAGGACUGAGACAGCAGCUGGGGAUUGACAGUUGAGCAGCUAACAUGUCGGUGAACCUGGAAGGCAACAUUUUGGUGACUGGCAGCAACAGAGGCAUUGGUUUGGAGCUGGUGAAACAACUGGCAGAGAAGACGGGAGAGAAGGCUCACAUCUAUGCCUGCUGCAGAGAGCCUGAGGGUACCAGGGCUGAGGUUCUGAGAGAGCUCAGCACUCAAUAUCCUGGAAAGAUCACUAUUAUCAAACUAGACAUGUCGGAUGAGGACAGUAUUUCGACUGCUGCCCAGGCUGUGAGCAAGCAGUUCGGGCCUGGUGGGUUGAACCUCCUCAUCAACAACGCUGCUAUCAAUAAACCAGCCUUACCGGGACUGUUAUCUGCCACCAGGAAAAAGGACAUGAUGGAGGUGUACGAAACCAAUGUGGCCGGACCAUUUCUCCUCGCAAAGAUGCUUCACCCUCUCCUUCAGAAAGCAGCAGAGAGGGACUCUGAAAAGGACGAGGGUGAUAAAAUGUCCUGCAGGAGGUCAGCCAUCAUCAACAUCUCCUCGAUCAUCUCAUCCAUGGAGAAAUGUCCACAGACCUUCCCUGGGGCACAGAUGUACGCUUAUAGGACCAGCAAGGCAGCAUUGAACAUGCUGACUUGUUGUCUAGCUGAGGAAUUCAAGAUACACAACAUACUGGUGACAGCCAUCCACCCUGGCUGGGUGCGCACUGACAUGGGAGGAGAAAAGGCUCCUUUGUGCACCCAGGAAAGUGCACUUGGCAUGCUCAGUGUAAUGUCAUCACUCAGCAAUAAAGAUAGCGGGAUGCUUCUAGACUGGGAGGGCAACACGAUCCCCUGGUAGCAGUUACCAUGACAACCACACCAGGCCCACCAGACUGAAGAGUUUUGCAUAUUUUUAGCAUAUAACAAAGACAGUGUACCAGGGUGAUGCUGCCACACGAUAUCCACCUCUUUCUUUUACAUAAAAUCUUUUAUUUGUUUUUUAGCUAAAUUCUCUUAAUGGUCUGUGGCUGGAAAAGUACAUUGGGAAAAAUAAUUAGUCACAUUUUGAAAUUAAUAUCUGAUAACAUCAAUGAUUUCCUUGCAUAAUUCUUUUAUUUUAGGUCAAGUAAAAUAAAGUAAUUAAAUCGUAAACACAACUGCCAAUGUGAGUUUUUCUAACUGCAAAAUGAAAACUGUUUGCAUUAAAUUGAACUGCGCCUGUGGACUUUCAUAUCUGAGUAUAUUUAAAGAGAGGUUCAUAGGUUCAACUGCCAGGAAUCAGAAGGCCACUGGAAUCGUCCAACUCAGACUCUUGGAGCCUCAUAUUAGCUUCAGCUGAACUUCAGAAAGUAUUUUGUCCUUCAUAUCUUGCAGCGUGGUCACAUUAGGAAGUAGUCACUUCUCAGUCUGUAUGGACAAUAGGUACGAUUAAAGUGAAAAAUAAUGUUAGUAUUAGAUUAUGAUAGACUUAAAACCAGUUUGACCUGUCCUUUAAGCUGUUUACAU
Molecule: messenger RNA, 1604 nt
Organism: Xiphias gladius (swordfish)
Lineage: Eukaryota; Metazoa; Chordata; Actinopteri; Istiophoriformes; Xiphiidae
Exons: 8
Coding region: 160-957 (265 amino acids)
Biological process (GO): mitotic cell cycle phase transition; positive regulation of G1/S transition of mitotic cell cycle; regulation of cyclin-dependent protein serine/threonine kinase activity
Cellular component (GO): cytoplasm; nucleus; cyclin-dependent protein kinase holoenzyme complex
Molecular function (GO): cyclin-dependent protein serine/threonine kinase regulator activity
Source: RefSeq, a predicted model, not a curated record